This is a messenger RNA of Aspergillus clavatus NRRL 1, 2646 nucleotides long. RefSeq lists its product as uncharacterized. NCBI's taxonomy places the organism in Eukaryota, Fungi, Ascomycota, Eurotiomycetes, Eurotiales, Aspergillaceae. The record is from RefSeq and is a predicted model, not a curated record. Bases 1 to 2646 code for a protein of 881 amino acids. The transcript has a single exon.
AUGACUUCCCCCGCUGAACUCUACUUCCUCUAUGGAGACGCUUACGACGAAGUGGCCAAGGCAACAGGGCCAGAACUAUGGUUCUUAAACUUCGCCCAUGCGGAUCUAACCACCGAUGCCACAAUCUUCUUUGCUCUGGCAACUCUCCUGGGAGUUAUGGCGAUGUUUUGGGGUGAUCUCGUUCCCUGGAUCUUGGCCGUCGCAAUGAGACUCGUCUCACCCAUGCUUUCCGUGGUUGCAGCGGCCGGCUCGCUCGCCAUGCAGCUGGUUCGCGCUCGCUCUCUUCAGGAGCGAGGCAUCAUGUUGCAUCGAUUCUUUCAGGAUCGCGUGAAGAAACCGAUUCUGGACUGGCGCGCCGCUCGCCUCGUCUGUGUUGGACUUAAGUGGUACUUUCCCGCUCAACAGCCUGCGCGGAUGGCACUCCGGCACGCUAUUACAUUCUUUUGCUGUAUGGCCGCGUACGUGGCAUUUCUUCGCCCUCUCUCGCAAUGGUUGAUCGGCAUUGCCGACGUCCUGCGGGCAGAGAACCGGGGGUUGUCUUCGUACUGCGAGGGCGUUCGCCAAGGGUGGGUUACAGGUCGGUACCUGCUGCCGCAGCGCUUCAGGGGGUAUCACUGUCCCGGUGAGGAGACCGGACUUUGGCUGCGCGUGACUUUCGAGGACCUCUGGCGCAGCAUGCCACGUCUCAUUGACCUCGACGGCGAGAUUCCACAUUUCCGAAUCCUUGCCCAUGCUUUUGCCGGUGUCUCGCUCGUCAUUCUAGUGGCGUUGUUGCUAGGCAGUCUUGCCCAAUUCCUCGUAUCUCGGCGUGUCGAUACGCCACCCUCGUCCUCAGGCCGGAGAGCAGACAACAACGUUGACGAGAAAAGAGUGCCCAAGUCGCCAGUCAGAAAUCCUUGGCAAGAAGAGGUCUUCACUCUAAUCCGGCGAUACGAAGGCAUUCUGACCGAAAAGGACCAGCUCCUGUCCGCCACAACCCAGAAACUCGGCGCGGCCGAGCAGCGGAACGAGGAUGGGUUGGCUCAAUUCCAACAGCUGACUGACAUCCACGCCAAGUGUGCGGAGAAACUGGCCUUGCUCUCCCGCGAGUCAACGGAUGUUGCAGCUCUGCGACGUCGGCUCGCAGAAACAGAGGCACAGAUCACUCUGGCCCAUAUGAGGGCGAGGUGGUCAAACGACGAUGCCACUGCGAGAGAGCAGGCCCUUCGCGGCAAGGUGGCCAAGCUAGAGCAGCAGCUGCAGGCCGAGAAGGAACGUCAGACGGAGGACAGGUUUCUGGACGAGAUCGAAUCGCUCCGAACUGAAAUCCAGACUCGAGAUGAGCAGCUUGCCUUCAUGGAGCAACACCGGGCCGCUGCCGAGAAGGGACUCGACGCCCACAUCCAGGAGCUGACAAUCAAAAACGAGGAACUCCAGACUCGGAAUCACAAGCUCGUCGCCACAGAGGAGCGCUUGACCAUCGCACACGAGGAAAUCGACGCAGAACGUCGCCGAGCUGCCGACAGAAUCCACGAGCUCGAGGCUCACGUCCAGGACCUAACAGCCACAAAUAAGGAACUCCAGACUCGGAAUGAUCAGCUUGCUUCCAUGGAGCGACGUCUGGCCACUGCAGACAAAGAAACCGACUCCGAGCGUCGCCGAGCCGCCGACAGAAUCCAUGAGCUUGAGGCUCACGUCCAGGAUUUGACAGCAAAAAACGAGGAAUUCCAAGCCUCGCGCGACAACCUGUCGCAGAUGUGCAGUUCGCUCGCAACCGUCCAGCAGGAACGCGAUGAUGCCUUCCAGCAGAUCGUCCAACUGCAGAACGAGCUUGAAUCGACAAGGACCACGGCGGAGGCCGUAUUCCUGGAAUCUCAAGAAUCGCUUGCCCAAGCCCGCGCUCUCGAAUCGGAACUGCAGCAAUCCAUGCACGAUCUCCAACACGCCUGCGACUCAUCUCUCGCGCAGGAACGCGCGGCUAGUGCUAGCGCCCGGGCUCGAAUCGCAGAACUCGAGGCCGAGGUUGCGGAUCUCCAGACUCAAAGGAGCCUAGCCAUGCGGGAUGCAGAGCGGGCUCAACAACGUGCAGCAGCGACAGCAGCAGCCGCCGCCGCCGCCGCCGCCGCAAACCCCGGACCGCAAACGGUGGAACUGAAGGCAGAGAUUGCAGAUCUCCAGACUCAAAGAGGCCUAGCCAUGCGGGAUGCUGAGCGCGCCCAGAAGCGGGCAGAUGAUGCGGAGAAAACCAUUACGAUUCUGGAAACUCGCUUGUCGAAGCACGAGAACGCGGCCCGGGGCAGCUUACAGGACAUUCCCAAGCGCCAGAUGGGUAACAUCGGAUCGAUAUCUACUGCCUUGGCGGAGAGCGAGGUGAAGGUUGCGCAGCAGCAGAAUCAAAUCAGCGAUCUCCAGCGUCAAAUCGAGGAAUUCAAGAAGGGCGCCUCGGGCCCGAGUGAUGACGCCGUCGCUGAGGAAGUCCAGAAGCUGCGAGGGGCUCUUGAUCAGGUACGGAGAGAGCGGACGGAGGACCAAGUCCGUUGGGACAAGAGAACGCGUGAGCUGGAGGAAGACAACCAAAAGCUUCGCGUCUCGCUGUCGAACGCCGAGGCAGUGUCGCGGCGUCGCGCUGGUGGUCGUCGUCCCCCCGGACUUCGCCGAGCUCCUUGA